This is a messenger RNA of Durusdinium trenchii, 1159 nucleotides long. Lineage: Eukaryota; Dinophyceae; Suessiales; Symbiodiniaceae. The record is from the annotation of a GenBank genome assembly.
AGCUGUUUCGUAUCAGAGAUGGAGUGGCUAGGAAAUUCACUCUCGCCGCUUGAUGAAGCCUCCGAUUCAAGUUAUGGAUAUGGCCUUGGCCGACCUGGCUACAGCAAUUCGAAGUCCUGCUCAAGCAAUACGCUUGCAUGCAUCAGCAGCUUGAGCACAAUGGCGCCAGACGACCCAGAAGACAUGCAUCACGUGGAUGGAGCUGAGAGCCCCUCAAAGUGUGAAGUUCGCGAAGGCUUGCUCAGUGGACGUAAGCAUUUACGAACUGCUGGGGACCGCGAAUGGCAUACCUUUACCGUCCGAUUGCUUCUUCCCUUGGAAGAGGAUAAAUCUUUGUUUCUGGAGGAUUCAGUGUCGCCUUUGUCCGAGCCAGAGACCAUGGGAGACAUAGGACACAUGGUGACGCGAUGCCGGUCGGCUUCAGCAUCCCCCUGUUUUGAGAGGUGUAGAUCGCCACAGGCACUGAAUGAGGCGGAUGACAAGUUCCGUGACUAUGCAAAGGUGAUUGCCCGUGAUGUCGCAAGAGUCUACACAGGCCACGAGCAAGUCGACCAGCUUCGUUUGGAGAUGGCUGCUGUUUUGAGGGGCUAUGCUCGGAAGAAUCCGCAUUUGGGCUACACUCAAGGGAUGUGCUUCCUUGCAGCUGUAACUUGCAGCAAAGGGCGAGAUUCCCUCAUUGCAGAGCAGCUCUUUGCAGACUAUAUGGCAUCAUUCAAGUUGCUUUGGUCCCAGGACUUUCCUUUGAUUGAUGAAGGGAUCCCUUUACUGCAGAGUGUGCUCGACAAGACUGACGGACAGUUGAGCUACCAUCUCUUCCAGACACUAGGACUGAAUUUGACGGCAGUCCUUCCCACUGCGUGGCUCUCUAUGUUUGGAAAGUGGCUUCCCUUCGAGCAACUCCUUGAAACAGUGCCAUUUCUGGCAUCUGCUGGCCUGGCUGGCUUUUUGACCGUCACAAUCGUCAUCCUCACGUCGUAUCGAUCGGACCUUUUGGGCCAUCAGACUGUCGAGGAUGCUUUGAUGUUUAUCACUGCCUUGCGCAGAAUGCCGGUGCCAUCCAAUCUCAUGUUUUCGUGCCAACUGACUCUUCCAAGAGUGAGGGCCCAGGUCCCUGGCUGAGAUGUCAGGGUUGGCGCGGCACUGUGUUAAUGAAGCAGAG